Molecule: messenger RNA, 1170 nt
Organism: Agrilus planipennis (emerald ash borer)
Lineage: Eukaryota; Metazoa; Arthropoda; Insecta; Coleoptera; Buprestidae
Product: ankyrin repeat and SAM domain-containing protein 6-like
Exons: 3
Coding region: 89-1111 (340 amino acids)
Molecular function (GO): protein binding
Source: RefSeq, a predicted model, not a curated record
CUUUGACACUUACUUUACAACGUUAUGUGAUGUGAUGUGAAAAUAUUCGUUUUUGUUCGUGUAUAAUAAUUUGACUAUUUUUUAAAAAAUGACCGACAAUUCUUCAGAGAAUAAAUCACCGUUAAUAUCAACAGACAGUAAAACCGUGUUUAUUGACUUCGAUAGAAAUACAAAGUUACAUCUUGCCGCUGCAUUGGGAGAUACUGAAGAGGUAUUGAAGGAAGUGCAAAAUGGACACAAGAUUGACAUUACAAAUUACUUAGGGUGGACACCUUUAAUGAUGGCCGCUAGACAUGGUCACAUCGAAAUUGUUAAAAUUCUUAUCGAAAAAUUGGCUGAUUCGACAAGAAAAAAUAAAUUUGGAUGCAGUAUUUUCCACAUGGCCAUCGCGAGUGGAAAAUUAGAAUUGGUGGUAUUAAUUUUGCAACAUCUUUUACGCGGAGGUGUUACAAGAAAAAGCAUGGAAGGCUUUCUAUCUCCAAUUUCACUCGCUAUUUUGUUUAAUCACAAACCCAUUGUACAGUGUUUAAUCGAUCAGACGUUCAAUGUUAAUUCAGAAACUAUUAAAACAGAAAUAACACCAAUUAUGUUUGCUGCAGCUACAGGAAAUUUCGAAAUGUUCAAUUAUUUAACAUCAAAAGGUGCUGUUACAGAUCCUAAUACAGUGGGUGUAAAACUAAGCGAAAUCUUUAAAAUGAAACAUUUCGAUGAUUGCCCGGCAAACCAUCAAAAUCACGCUCCUUCCCCGAUAUUAAUAAUUCAUCCCCCUAUUCAAGCGGUUAUGCCGCAUCCUCCCCAAUUUCCCCUCUCUACACAUAAUCUUUACCCCCCUAUGGUGGGACUACCACGUAAAUCUUCCGACUUUGAAUCACCUUGUUUUAUGAGUCCUAAUGUGAGUCCUGUGACACCCCUAACUCCCACAUUUCGUCCCACCUAUCUUCCUAGUUAUGCAACACCGCAAGUAUUUUUCCCACCCGAAUUUUCUCCAGUCAAUUUUGUCAGUCCUUGUCAAAAUGUUUCUCAAAAUAGCGAUUUUUUAAACAGACGUUUACAUCAGACUACUUUUCUAUAUACAUUUCCUCAAUUUUCGCCAGUCAAUAAUCAAUAUUAAUAAGUAUAUUUAAGUGUAGACAUUAAAUUAUUAUAUGUAUAAGGGUAUAUUUGAAAUGA